AUGACUCUACCCUGGUAUUACAUUGGAGGAUUGGCUGCUAUCGGCUACCUCGUUGUCAGGAGCAUCUAUCGUCUUUACUUCCACCCUCUCAGCAAGUUUCCCGGACCAAAGCUAGCCGCCCUGACCCACCUAUAUGAAAUGUACUAUGAUAUAGUCAAAGGCGGGAAGUAUCUCUGGGAGAUGCAAAGAAUGCACGAUCAAUAUGGCCCUAUUGUGAGAAUCAACCCGCGAGAGCUUCAUAUCAAAGAUCCCUACUAUUUUGAUCCCAUUUAUACCGGAAAAGGGCAAGCGAAGGAUCCGUACAUGGUCAGACCAUUUGCCACUCCCCAGUCUACCGCCGCCACAGUCGAGCAUGACCGCCAUCGCUACCGUCGAGAAUUGGUGAACCCCUUCUUCUCAAAGAGGUCCGUCACGGCCAUGGACCAUAUCGUCCAGGAUAAAGUAGAUAGGGUAUGCGAUCGACUCGCACAGGCAAACGAAAAGGGAACCGUGGUCUCUUUGGACGACUUAUUCGCUGCGUUAACGGCAGAUGUUAUCUCUCACUAUGCAUAUGGCGAGAGUCUGGGCUUUCUUGAUACAAAAGAUAUGAAGAAUGAGUUUCGAGAUGCCGUUGCUUCUGCAGGAUUUCUAUGUCACUUCACACGUUUCUUCUUCUUCGUGUCGAUGAUUGCGGAUGCGGUGCCUGGACUGGUUGAAUGGAUGCAACCGAGCUCAAAGGGAUUGUUUGAGGCCAAACGCAUGAUUGAACAAAUGGCAAAAUCUGCUAUCGAGAAAGACCACGUCAAGGAUGCACAUUCGAGUAAAACAAUCUUUGACGCCCUUUGUGCCGACUCGGUGCGACCUGAGGAGAGAACGGUUCCAAGAGUCCGGGAUGAGGCGAUGGUUGUUUUUGGUGCAGGUACGGAGACUACAGCAAGAGUGUUAACAAUGGGGUCCUACUUCCUCUUCCGAGAUGCACCACGUUUAGAGAAAUUACGAGCGGAGGUAAAGACACUCAUGCCAGACUCGACCAGCCACGUACCUCUGGUCCAGCUGGAGCAGUUGCCGUAUCUAACCGCAGUUAUUAACGAGUCUCUUCGGAUGGCGCAUAGUGUAACGCUGCGAUUGCCGCGGGUUUCGCCAACAGCAUUGGCAUAUAAGGACUACAUCAUUCCUCCAGGGACACCAGUCAGCCAGUCAAUUUAUUUUAUGCAUAUGGACCCGACCAUUUUUCCUAAUCCAGAGACCUUCAAUCCGGAACGAUGGCUUGAAGCCUCGAGCAAGGGUGAACGGCUGACUAAAUUCUUGGUUCCUUUCACAAAAGGGUCUAGGAUGUGCCUAGGGUUGAACCUGGCGUACUCCGAGCUAUACCAGAUGUUUGCUUCCCUAGUUCGUCGCUUCGACCUAGAGAUCCACAACACACCACCAGAGAGCGUUCGUAUAACGCGAGACUUCAUAAUUGGAUUGCCCGAGGCAGACUCUCUCAAGGUGCAUAGUUUUGUCACUCAAACUCUGUGA
Aspergillus nomiae NRRL 13137 is the source of this 1497-nucleotide messenger RNA. RefSeq names its product cytochrome P450. The record is from RefSeq and is a predicted model, not a curated record. The coding region runs from base 1 to 1497 and encodes 498 amino acids. Gene Ontology annotation, molecular function: iron ion binding; oxidoreductase activity, acting on paired donors, with incorporation or reduction of molecular oxygen; monooxygenase activity. The transcript is spliced from 5 exons. NCBI's taxonomy places the organism in Eukaryota, Fungi, Ascomycota, Eurotiomycetes, Eurotiales, Aspergillaceae.